AUGUCUAGGGAAUGUCCUCAAAAGAGGAAUCAGAUGCAGAGGAAGAGUGCGGGUCGAGUUUAUACUUUGGAUGCAAGGAAGGCUAAGAGAAACAUUGCCUUAAUUGUUGGUACGUGUCUCGUCAAUAAUCAUCCUUGUUUUGUAUUGUUUGAUUGUGGGGCGACACACUAUUUUGUAUCAAUUCAGUGCAUGAAGCGGCUUGGCUUGCAAGCAAUUCCUUUGUCUCCUCCUAUGGUGGUUACUACCGCCAUGGAUGAUGUGGUUGAGACACCAUUGAUUUAUGAAAAUUGUUCGCUCUCUGUGAAUGGUAGAGUUUUCCAGAUUGAUCUUAUUUGUUUACCACUUAAGAAUGUUGAUAUGGUUUUGGGGAUGGAUUACCUCUUUGUCAAUUCGAUGUUCAUAGGAUGUGAAGAUAAGUUGAUUAUCAUUCCAUCUAGUGAAGCUACUCCAAAGGAUGUAUUAACUACUAUCUUGGAAGGUACGGUUGGCAUGGUUCAUUUCUUAUUUAAGAAUGAAAAGUAA
Lathyrus oleraceus (garden pea) is the source of this 522-nucleotide messenger RNA. RefSeq lists its product as uncharacterized. Lineage: Eukaryota; Viridiplantae; Streptophyta; Magnoliopsida; Fabales; Fabaceae. The record is from RefSeq and is a predicted model, not a curated record. The transcript has a single exon. The coding region runs from base 1 to 522 and encodes 173 amino acids.